This is a messenger RNA of Mauremys reevesii (Reeves's turtle), 2242 nucleotides long. It is a transcript of the gene QPCTL, whose product is annotated as glutaminyl-peptide cyclotransferase like. Bases 1 to 1026 code for a protein of 341 amino acids. Gene Ontology annotation, molecular function: glutaminyl-peptide cyclotransferase activity; zinc ion binding. NCBI's taxonomy places the organism in Eukaryota, Metazoa, Chordata, Testudines, Geoemydidae. The record is from RefSeq and is a predicted model, not a curated record. The transcript is spliced from 6 exons.
AUGGUCUGGGUCCGUUCCUGGUGCGGGGGGUGUUUUGAACGGUCCCUUGGAUUCCAGCGCUGUUCCUUCCCGCAGCUCGGCCACAAGCCCCGGAGCCUCUCCAGCAGCCAGGUGAAGCGUCUGGCCGCCUUGGUGGACCUCCAGCGCCUCUGGGGCUCCUUCCUGAAGCCCAUGCUGAUCGAGCGGUACCCGGGCAGCCCGGGGAACAGGAAGGUGCGGCAGUUCAUCGUGGAUAGCCUGGCCACGCUGGCUGCGGGCUGGCGGGUCGAGCUGGAUGCCUUCGAGGACCGGACCCCACGGGGUGUCGUGAGCUUUGCCAACGUAGUGGCCACGCUGGACCCCGCUGCCGGGCGGCGCUUGGUCCUGGCCUGCCACUAUGACUCCAAGUACUUCCCCCGCGACCGGCAGGGCCGCACCUUCCUGGGGGCCACCGACUCGGCCGUGCCCUGCGCCAUCCUGCUGGAACUGGCCACGGCCUUGGACGCCGAGCUGCUGAAGGCCAAGCAGCAGGGCUCCGAGGUGACGCUGCAGCUGCUGUUUCUGGACGGCGAGGAGGCCUUCGGGGAGUGGAGCGAGAGCGAUUCCCUGUACGGGGCACGCCACCUGGCUGAGCACAUGGCCAAGGCUCAGCACCGGCCGGACACCAGCCAGCUCCAGGCUAUGAGCCUGUUUGUCCUGCUGGACCUGCUGGGGGCCCGAAACCCGACCAUCCAGAACCACUUCCCCCUCACCGCCUCCUGGUUCGACCGGCUCGUCGGCAUCGAGAAGCGUCUGCACCAGCUGGGCCUGCUGCAAUCCCACCCCCGGGCGCAGACGUACUUCCAGCGCGAGCCUGCGUAUGGGCUUGUUGAAGACGACCACGUCCCCUUCCUCCGCAAAGGAGUGCCGGUGCUGCACCUCAUCGCCACCCCCUUCCCGUGGGUCUGGCAUACGAUGGAGGACACGGAGCAGAACCUGCACCCCCCGACCGUGGAGAACCUCUGCAAGAUCCUGGCUGCCUUCCUGGCUGAGUACUUGUGGCUGUGAAUGCCCAGAGCCUCCCCUGGCGAGGGGACCAACCUCUCCUUGGGCAGGGUCCUUCGCCCCUCCUGGGCCGAGCUCCAUCGGGGCCAGAGGCCAAAACACCCCAGGGACCAGGCAAGACGGCUUGGGGGGCCCAGGCUGUUACAGCCCCGCAGGGGCCGGGGGAGCUGUUACGAUGCUGGUGUCGCAGAGAGGACGGGAAGGGAGAUUGUGCUGGGGGCUGCGGCUGGCCCAGGAGUGAAACCUCUUGCUUGAGCCCCUUGAGGUUGGGCCCGCGGCUCAGAAGCAGGAAUAAUGGGGGUGAACCCGGACUGUGCUGGGGGCAGGACACCGGGGGCCUCCAGCUUCUGGCCCACCAGGGUUUGCUCCUGUUUCCGGGGCCCGUUCAGCUCUGGGGGCGCCGGGCUCCCAGCCUCGCGCGGGGGCUGCUCCACAGCGACUCUCGUAACAAAGAGCUGCCCCGUCCAGGGCUGCUGCCCCCUCCCCAUAGCGCCCCCUCGCGCUGGGCAGCCCUGGGCACUGUGGGGCUGGGACGCUGCUGCUGGCAUGGCUGUUCCCUCUGCUCCGGCCCCCUCCCAUCACCAGCAGCAAACAGCAGCUCCCCUCUCCUUCCUUCAGCUCAGGGUUGCCGGGCCUGUCUGUGGAACCCGUGAAGAACCAGCACCCCCUUCGUUUCCGUCCAUCUCCUCCCUCUGGACUGAGAGGCAGCACAGCCUAGUGGGCAGAGCACUUGACUUCUGCCUUUGGAUCUGUUCCACGCUCUGCCACUGACUAGCCCUGUGAGUCUGCGUAAAACCCUUUCCCCUCCCAGUGCCUCCGUUUCCCCUCCCACCCUGUGUCUAGUUAGACUGUGAGCUCUUUAGGGCAGGGACUGUCUGUCUUAUGUUCUGUGUGUAAAGUACCUAGCACAAAGGGGUGUCUUAGUGCUAAUCUGACAGACCAUAAUCUCGUCCUCUGAGCUCGCCCAGCCCAGCCCAGCGGCGGGGGGUGGUUAUGGUUUAACAGGAGAUGAAAUGAUUCACGGCGCUUCACCUUUUCAUGUGCUAGAAGCUGGUUUAUUCUCACUGCUCAGUAGCCCCCCAAGCAAAGCAAGCGCUAAGCCGCAGGGGCGCUGGGUUAGAGGCAAAUUGCACUUGAAUUAAAAACCCCUUUGUGGGACUCUGCGAACCACCCAAUGGGCCCUUCCCAGGCACCCGCCAUGUGAAGAUCCAAACACUUC